Nymphaea colorata (pocket water lily) is the source of this 6621-nucleotide messenger RNA. RefSeq lists its product as uncharacterized. Lineage: Eukaryota; Viridiplantae; Streptophyta; Magnoliopsida; Nymphaeales; Nymphaeaceae. The transcript is spliced from 49 exons. The record is from RefSeq and is a predicted model, not a curated record. Gene Ontology annotation, molecular function: protein kinase activity; protein binding; ATP binding. Gene Ontology annotation, biological process: protein phosphorylation. The coding region runs from base 195 to 6413 and encodes 2072 amino acids.
CUCGAUCGCUCUUCGCUUCUUCUGCUCGGCGGAAAACCACUUACCCCACCCUCUCAAUGAAACCUUCUCCAGCUCGCUUUCUCUUAACCUGAACAUGUUGUUCAGAUUCUGAGGUAAACAGACGCCUCUUUUCUCACUUACUCUCCGGAAAGAUCAAUUGCUUUUCCGGGGCAUUUUCUUCCUGGGGCGUUGAUAUGGAGGGAAUCCGGGAGGGCGCCUUCUUCAGACUCCUCCUUUCUUCCAUCGCCGUCCUCUUCUUGCUUCUAGCGAUGAAUCCCGGGCGGAACUUCAGAUCCGCAGCCGCGAAGCUCCCCGUCGAAGAAGUUGCUGCUCUCAAAGCCAUUGCGAGUAAGUUGGGGAAGAAGGAUUGGAACUUUAGCGUGGACCCAUGCUCAGGGAAAGGUGGUUGGGUCACAGCUGACGCUGCCAAAUCGAGUCUCAACCGCGUCACAUGCAACUGCACUUUUGCCAAUGGAACUCUCUGCCACAUUGUUGCGAUAGAACUGAAGGGUCAAAAUUUAGCAGGAGUACUUCCCGAAGAGCUCAGCAUCCUCAAAUUCCUCCAGACAUUUGAUGUAACGCGUAAUUAUCUAAGUGGCACCAUUCCGAUUACUUGGGGUUCCUUGCCAUUGGUUCGCCUGUCCCUAAUGGUUAAUCGCUUUUCGGGUCCGAUUCCUAAGGAGCUUGGAAAUAUCACCACACUUCAAGACAUGACUUUGGAAGCAAACAAGCUCGCUGGAACUCUUCCUCCAGAGCUUGGAAAUUUGACCAUGUUAAAUAGAUGGACUCUUAAUUCCAACCAGUUUACAGGAGAGCUGCCUUCAACAUUGUCUAAGUUGGUAAACUUGAAUGACAUCCGGAUCAGCGGGAGCAACUUCACUGGAAGCAUACCCGAUAUCUUUCACAACUGGACCCAGAUUCGAUACUUGAUGAUAAUGGGUACGUCCUUGGAAGGACCCCUACCUCCUAGCAUUUCUGCUAUGGGGAGUUUGAUCGAACUGAGAAUUAGCGAGUUACGUGGACCAAGUUCAAGCUUUCCACCUCUACAGAAUUUGACACAGCUGAAGGCAUUGGUGCUGAGGAAUUGCUCAAUUUCAGGUCCAAUUCCAUCAUACAUCUGGAGCAUGACGAAGCUACAAGUUCUGGACCUGUCAUUCAACAACUUGACUGGGAAAAUUCCACCACAAUUUUCUAGUUUAUCAAACAUGAAAGAUUUGUUCCUUAGCAAUAACAAGCUGACUGGACCACUACCUGGGUGGAUCUAUACUAGCAACAGCAAUGUGGAUAUAUCAAAUAAUGACUUUUCUGGAGAAAUCUUAGCAACGGCUUGCUCACCAGGGAAUCUAAACAUGCUGUCCAGCUUUUCUUCCACAAGUGGCAACUCAGUGCCUAACUGUGUUCAAAAGGAUUUUCCCUGCUCUGGUUCAUCUAAAUACUCUUCUCUAUAUAUCAAUUGUGGAGGAAAGGAAUAUACUGUUGAUGGGAUUACAUAUGAAGCAGACAUGGAACAGAAUGGGGACUCCACUUACUUCAUUAGUAAAAAUGCGAACUGGGCCCUCAGUAGCACUGGGUGGUUCAUGGAUGCUGGCAGAGUCAACUACAUCAAAUCCAACCAAACGAGACUGUUGUUCAAUGAUCCAACACUAUACAUGGCAGCACGUACUACGUCAAUCACCAUGACAUAUUAUGGCCUUUGCCUACAGAGUGGGAGCUACAAUGUGCAACUUCACUUUGCAGAGAUAAUGUUCACUGAUGACAAAACUUUUAGCAGUCUUGGAGAGCGUGUAUUUGAUGUAUACAUUCAGCGCCAAAUAGUAUUGAAGGAUUUCAACGUUGAAAGUGAAGCUGGUGGCCCAGGAAGGAAAGUCAUCAAGAGUUUCAAUGUGAACGUGACAGACACUCUGGAAAUCAGUUUCUACUGGGCAGGCAAAGGAACUCUUUCAGUUCCAUCAAAAGGAGUUUAUGGCCCUCUCAUAUCUGCAAUUUCAGUGACAUCCAAUUUCGUGCCCAGAGGUUCUGUUCAAGCCCGAGACAAGAUUACAGCUGCGAAGAUUAUCGUGAUUGUCAUCGCCUGUUUUCUUGCAAUAACCUUCUUUGUAUUAGGAGUGCUUUGGUGGAAGGGCUGUAUUGGAAGCCGCAGACAGAAGGACGAAGGACUUAGAUGCCUAGAGAAGCGGAAACUGUGUUUCAGCCUUAAACAGAUAAACGAGGCCACACAGAAUUUUGACCCUGCCAAUAAGAUUGGAGAAGGUGGAUUUGGAUCAGUUUACAAGGGGUUACUGCCAGAUGGUAGAAUAAUUGCAGUAAAGCAACUCGCUGCGAAGUCCAAACAAGGGAACAAGGAAUUUUUGACUGAGAUUUGCAUGAUAUCCACUUUGCAACAUCCAAACCUUGUCAAGUUAUAUGGAUGCUGUACCGAAGGCAGCCAAUUGAUGCUCGUAUACGAGUAUCUGGAAAACAAUUCCCUCGCAAAAGCUCUGUUUGGUCGUGCAGCUGAAGACAGAUUAAAGCUGAAUUGGCCAACAAGGUACAAGAUCUGCAUUGGAGUUGCGAGAGGCCUUGCUUAUCUUCAUGAGGAAUCAAUGUUCAAGAUUGUUCAUAGAGACAUCAAAUCCGCAAACAUUCUUUUGGAUAAGAAGUUUAAUGCCAAGAUAUCAGAUUUUGGUCUGGCCAAGCUUGAUGAAGGAAAUGAUGCGCGCAGCAACACUCGAAUAGUCGGGACUGUAGGGUACAUGGCUCCGGAGUACGCCACGAGAGGCCAUUUGACGGACAAGGCUGACGUCUACAGCUUCGGCCUUGUGGUCUUGGAAAUAGUUAGCGGUGAAAGCAAUUCAACCUAUUUACCCAGGGAGAAGGUUGGAAUCCUUCUGGAAAGGGCUUAUGAACUCAAAGAAGAAGGGAACCUACUGGAACUGGUGGACCCGAGUCUCGGAAAAAGCUACUCCAAGGAGGAGGCCUUGAGGAUGCUGAGCUUGGCUCUUCUCUGCACCAACCAGUCUCCAACACUCAGGCCUACCAUGUCCAUGGCUGUGGAGAUCCUGGAAGGCAAGGCCGCUAUAGACCCGGCUUCAUUAGCUCUCACUAGACAAUUUACGGGCAGCACACAUCCGCCAAGCGGCUGCUAUCAGGACUCCAUCUCUCUGUCUGAGUCGAUGGCUAGCUCCUAUAGUACUGAUAAGCCGUCGCUGUGGAUUGACUCAUCAGAGACGAAUCCCAGCAUAGAUAGGAAGGGGAUUGCCUCUUCAGAAAUUUACCAAAGCGAUCAGAGCAUGUCUACCACAGUAAGUUCACAGGUUUACUAUAUUCUCAGUUUGUAUGUAAAAGUAGUUAUAUUUGGAUUGAAUGCAAACCUAAAAUCGGUGAAGGAGAGGGCGAACGAGAUGGAGAGAAUCCGCCACGGCUCUUUCCGCAACCUCUUCUUCCCUUCCUUCUUCCUCCUCUUGUUGCUGCUCGCCGUGAAUCCCGCGCAUAAUUUCGGAGCCGACGCCGCGACGCUCGUCGCCGAUGAAGUAGCUGCUCUCAAAGUGAUUGGAAGCAAGCUCAAGAAGGUCUGGGAUUUCAAUGUGGAUCCUUGCUCAGGGAGUAAUGGGUGGCUAACGCCGGGCUCGAGCACAGCUGUCAUGAACAAUGUCACAUGCAAUUGCUCUUUUGCAAAUGGGACUGUAUGCCACGUCGUCAGCAUCAAACUGAAGACUCAAAAUCUGACAGGAGUACUGCCUGACGAGCUCAGCAACCUUCCUUUCCUACAGGAAAUAGAUCUAACACGUAACUAUCUCAACGGAUCAAUUCCACCAAGUUGGGGUUCCUUGCCAUUGGUUUCAUUGUCCGCUAUAGUGAACCGCAUAUCAGGGCCGAUACCAAAGGAGGUCGGAAACAUUAGUACCCUUCGAGAGCUGGUUCUGGAAUCAAACAGGCUUGAGGGAGCUCUUCCACCAGAGCUUGGCAACUUAACCAGUUUAACAAGAUUGGUCCUGAGUUCGAACUACUUCACAGGGGAGUUGCCCUCAACAUUUGCGAAACUGGCAAACUUGACCGAGAUCCGAUUUACCGGGAGCAACCUUACGGGGACGAUACCUGGCUUCAUCGAAAACUGGACUCAGCUUCAAACCCUGAUGAUAAUGGGUACUUCUAUUGAAGGUCCUAUACCUUCCAACAUUUCUACCUUGGCGACUUUGCUUGUUCUGAGAAUUAGUGAUUUACAGGGACCCGGUUCUAAAUUCCCACCUUUGCAGAAUUUGACAAAUUUGAAAGAACUGGUACUGAGAAAUUGCUCGCUUUCCGGUGAAAUUCCAUCAUACAUUGGGAGCUUGAAAAGUCUUCAGAUACUGGAUCUUUCAUUCAACAACUUGACAGGAGCCGCUCCACCAUCCUUCACCAGCAAAACACUAAAAGAUGUGUUCCUCAGCAACAACAAACUGACGGGUUCAUUACCUAGCUGGUAUAACAACAAAAUGAAUGUGGACUUGUCAAACAACAACUUUGUCGGUGCAAAUUCAGUGACGUGCCAACCUUCGUCGAACGUGAAUCUCUUAUCCAGCUUCUCAUCUACAACUGACAAUUCAGCUUCUGCAUGCUUAAGGAAGGACUACCCCUGCUCCGGUGUAGCAAAAUAUUCUUCCUUGUUCCUAAAUUGUGGAGGGACCACAUAUACAGUCAAUGGAAGUACGUAUGAAGGGGAUCAAGGAAGUACAGGGGAUACCGUAUAUGCCGUCAGUAGCAAAGGCAACUGGGCUUUUACUAGUACUGGAUGGUUUAUGGAUAAUGGUAACCCCAGUUACAUGCCAACCAACACAACCAGCUUGUUGAUGAGUGAUCCAGCAUUAUAUAUGACAGCACGUACUUCACCAAUUACCAUGACCUAUUACGGUCUGUGUUUGCAGAAUGGAAACUACAAUGUCAGCCUUCACUUUGCUGAAAUAAUAUUCACAAAUGACCAAACUUAUACCAGUCUCGGAGAACGUGUCUUUGAUGUAUACAUACAGGGUAAACUAGUGUUGAGUAAUUUCAAUAUUGAAAAAGAAGCUGGUGGCCCAGGUUAUGAAGUCAUCAAGAUUUUCAGCGCGAAUGUGACGGAAAACACUUUGGAGAUCAAUUUCUAUUGGGCAGGGAAAGGGACAAUUGUAGUUCCAGAAAAAGGGAUUGAAGGACCUCUUAUCUCAGCCAUAUCGGUGACACCCAACUUUACUCCUCGUAAUUACGAUGAAACUGGUCGAACGAUUUCUACUGCAGUCAUCAUUGUGAUUGUUAUCGCUAGCUGUGUCGUCAUCUUCAUGGUUUUAAUGAUCCUAUGGUUGAAGUUCCGACGUGGCAAAGAUCCACUACACGAAGAACUUAAAGUUCUUAAGAAAGAAAAGAUGUAUUUCAGUUUUGGUGAAAUAAAAGCAGCCACUAAUAACUUCGACCCGGCAAACAAAAUUGGAGAAGGCGGAUUUGGACCGGUCUUUAAGGGCAGUCUACCAGAUGGCAGGGUCAUUGCAGUUAAACAGCUUUCAUCACGCUCAAGACAAGGUAACCGAGAAUUCUUGAAUGAGAUAAGCAUGAUAUCUCCCUUGCAACACCCAAAUCUCGUGAAGUUGCAUGGCUGCUGUACUGAAGGCAAUCAGUUGAUGCUAAUAUACGAAUACCUGGAAAAUAACUGUCUGGCACGAGCUCUCUUUGGGCCCCCUGAACACCGAUUAAAACUAUCAUGGCGGACAAGAUACAACAUUUGCCUUGGGAUAGCGAAAGGCCUAGCUUAUCUUCAUGAAGAAUCCAGACUGAAGAUUGUUCACAGGGAUAUCAAAGCCACAAAUGUUCUUCUUGAUAAAGACCUCAAUGCCAAAAUAUCAGACUUCGGUUUAGCAAAGCUUGACGAAGAGGAGCAUACACACAUCAGCACUAGAAUAGCUGGGACUAUAGGAUAUAUGGCUCCUGAAUAUGCAACGAGGGGCUAUUUAACAGCAAAAGCAGAUGUUUACAGUUUUGGGGUUGUAGCAUUGGAAAUCGUAAGCGGCCAAAGCAACACAAGUGCAUCGACAAAUGAAGAUUUUGCUUUCCUUCUCGACAGGGCAUAUGUGCUACAAGAGAGUGGGGAGCUCCUGCAACUGGUGGAUCCGAGCCUAGGAUCGAAGUUCUCGAAGGAAGGGGCCAUGUGCGUGCUCACUGUGGCUCUUUUGUGCACCAGCACUUCUCCAAGUCUCAGACCUACAAUGUCCACCAUUGUAGACAUCCUUGAAGGGAGAGCCGGGGUUGAAGAGACAUCGACGUCGAGUGGCUACUCGAGUGGACACUCUCAGAAGACCAACCAGCUGAAGCCGCAAUACAUGUCUCAGGACACCAUGACUCAGUCUGUGCCAUCAAUUCAUGAGCAUUCGCCAUGGACAGACACAUCACAGUCGGUUCCCGAUAAAGGGCUACAUAUAUCUGGAAGGUAGCGAGAAUAGUGUGUGUUAUGUAUCACAUUCGUUCAUUUAAUGUGGCUCCUCAGCAAUUCCUUACAUUGUGCAGUUUUCUUUGUAUGUUAUAUUGUAAUUUUGUAAUAGAAAAUAAACUUAUUUGCAGGAGUUUUUUCAGAUAUUCAAAAUUCUUAUAAGCUUGUAAAUGGAAACAUCAACUUAUUUGCAAGGUUGACAAGUUUUGCAA